Molecule: messenger RNA, 3220 nt
Organism: Saprolegnia diclina VS20
Lineage: Eukaryota; Oomycota; Saprolegniomycetes; Saprolegniales; Saprolegniaceae
Exons: 4
Coding region: 78-3152 (1024 amino acids)
Biological process (GO): dephosphorylation
Molecular function (GO): phosphatase activity
Source: RefSeq, a predicted model, not a curated record
GGUCGGUGAUUACUCACGCGAGGCGAAGGGUGUCUUAGUCAUAACGCCGAUUGUGACCUGCGGCGACGGGCCGACCGAUGGCAUCUUCCGCUGCUGCGUACGCUGCGGCCGACGAGGACGACCGGCCGUCGAGCUCCUUCGAUGGGAUGACCAUGGAGCGCCUCCUGCAGGCUGAGAAGAGCGUGCUCAAGGCCGGCCAGGCCACGCUAGAGGCGUGGAACAUGAUGACGAGCCAUAGCAAGCCCAAGGCCGACGACGUGUACCCGCCGGCGCCAUCAUCGGGUCCGCUGUACACGACGGCACCCGAGCACCUCACCGACUCGAAACCCAUGGCACGCCACUCGAGCUACACGGCGAUGGCGACGCCAUCGAGCCUCAAUUUCGAGAUCCCGCGCUCCGAGGAGCCGUAUGCGCGCGGGUCGUUCACCCUCGACUCGAUGGAAAGCCAGGAAGCGGCCGCGCCGAGCUCUUCGUCGUCGGCGUCGUAUGCGUCCGGUCCGCGCAAGGCGUUGCCGACGCUCAACAUCUUUGGGCUCUCGCGCAGUGUGAGCGCCGGGACAAAGUCGGAAGAGACAAUCCAUACGUUCACGGUCAAGAAGGCCGACAACUUCCUCAUCGACAACCUCAGUAAGAAGUCGUCCGUGCGCAUCUCGAUCGACACGGAGAGCCGCAUGCUCGCGUUCCAUGUGACCAACAAUGCCAACGAAAAGGAAGAGUUUUCGUGCGCUGCGAUCACUGCCAAGGAGAGCUCGAAGCUCGGGCUGCACCUCAACAUCCAGCAAGGACAGGCCGCGCCGAUCACGCGCAAGAUUGCCUUCUUUAGCUUGGACGACCGCCAGCGCUUCAUGGAGACGCUCGAGGUCGGCAAGAUCAAGUACAAAUCCGCCAAGAAGCUCGACGCGUGCGCCGACGACUCGGACGAUUGCGAGACCGCGUGGGACGCCGGCCAAGGCGGGUCGUACUCGAUGCCCGACACCGAAACCGAGCUUGACAAGCUCCCAGGCGAAGAGAUCAACCAAAAAGUCCAGCGCGUGACCAACCUCGUCAUCAUUGCACAAAAAGAGCGAGCGGUCCAAGGCGAGCUCAUCAUGACCAACUUCCGCGCCGUCUUCUUCCCGUACGACCCGUCGCUUCUGUACGGGUCGUUCGAGGUGCCAUUGGCCGCGAUCAAGGAGACGAAGUACGAAGGCCUCAAGAUCGUCAUUGCGUGCAAAGACCUGCGCAAGAUCUGUCUCUCGAUGCACGACGCAGUGACACGCAAGAUCAACUACAACGAGCAGCCGCAGCCGAUCCAAGGCCAUUUCAUUCAAAUGUUCAUGUCGAAACUUCGGCCGCCGCUCUCGGUCAGCAGCGUCUUUGCGUUCACGUACCACAGCGCCAAGCGCGGUGGCGUCGAGCUGCCGCGGGACGUUGACGGCUGGCUCGUCUACUCGCCCGUCGAAGAGUACAAGCGCCUCGGGUUCCUCGAGUCGCAAAACAGCAUGCCGUGGCGCCUCCUCAAGAACACUCGGUUCCUCUUCAGCCCGACGUACCCCCAGCUCAUGGUCGUGCCCUUCAACCUCGACAAGGACCAGCUCGUGUCGAGUGUGAAAUUUCGAUCCCGCGGGCGCCUUCCGAUCGCGGUCUGGCGCCAUCCAGACAACAAGUGCGUCCUGUCGCGGUCGUCCCAGCCCAUGUACGGCCUUCAGAGCAAGCGCUGCGAGGCGGACCGACAGCUCCUCAAGGCGUACCGCGACGCCGCCAAGAAGACGUCGGCGGGCUUGGCGCCGCCGCUUCACAUUGUCGACGCCCGCAAGGUCAUUGCGACCCAAGGCAACCGGCUCGUCGGCAAGGGCGUCGAGCAGUCGUCGCACUACGACAACGCUGUCGUCGAGUUCCUCGGCAUUGCCAACAUCCACAAGAUGCGCGACUCGAUCGAUGCGCUUCAGAGCCUUGUGCACCCGACCAUCACGGACGACGGUCACAAGGAAUUCCACAGCGCGCUCCAUGAUACGCGCUGGCUCAAGCACAUUAUGAAGAUUCUCUCGGGCGGGUCGCGGAUCGCACAGAUCUUGCACGAAGAAGGCGCGAGUGUUCUCGUGCACUGCAGUGAUGGGUGGGACCGUACGCCGCAGCUCUGCGGGAUCGCCGAGCUCAUCUUGGACCCGCACUACCGAACGAUCCGGGGCUUUGCCGCGCUCGUUGAAAAAGAGUGGUGCAGCUUUGGCCACAAGUUUCAUGACCGCGUCGGCGUCGGGAAGGACGCGUCCGACCUCGCGAACGAGCGGUCGCCGGUCUUUUUGCAGUUCCUCGACGCGGUCUGGCAAAUGACGCGCCAGUUUCCAACUGCGUUCGAGUUCAACGAGCGGUUCUUGCUGCACGUCGUCGACGCGAUCUUCUCGGGCCUCUUUGGCACAUUUCUGUACAAUACUGAGAAGGAGCGCGCCGACAACAUGAUGUGGCAGCGCACCGAGUCGGUGUGGACGUGCGUGCUUGAAGCGCCGGCGAGGUUUGCGAAUCUCAACUACCAACCCACGUCGCGUGUCUUGUACCCGCGGGCCAACUUGAAGCGCGUCGUGCUCUGGGAAGCUCUCUUCUUUCGCUGGGACCCCGAGAUGCACCCGGCGUACGUCGAGUCGCUCGACCCGCUCUCCAAGGCCAAAGACCCCAAGCACCACCACCCGCGGCAUAAUGCGACACACAACAGCGACCAUCUGCGCAUUGCUGAGAGCUUUACGUCGACCACGUCGACGCAGAUGACCGAGCUGAACGACAACUCGGACGGGUCGUCGUUCAGUGACAACGACGACGACGACUACCGGCCGUCGACGCGCCGCGCGUCCUUGGCCCGCGGCAACAAGACGCCGUCGGUCUCGGUCUCGGACAAGAUUGCAGCCGCUGCGACGUCGGCCGCGCUGAGCCCGGACCGCGAGACGGUCUCGAAUUUGCAGCAAACGCUCGCACAGUACCCGCAGCAGGCGACCGAGCGCGCGCGACAACGGUCGAAAGACUCGUCGCUGCGAGAAGCGCUCGAAAUGGUGCCCGACAAGACGCGGAUCCGGUAUCUGGAACAGCUCUUGAGCCAAAGCGUCGCGCGCGAGAUGCAACUGGAGGCGCAGCUGGACACACUCCAGACGCAACUCAUUGACCAGACGACCGACACUACGCCGUGAUGGCCUCUUAGAUUUCAAUAUUGUAAUACGACCCUUGUCCCGCGAUACCCAACCCUUGCUCGCUAGCC